AUGGCCGAAGAGUUGGAAAUCGAGUCGCAAAAGGAAGAUGAUCCAUUCUUGGUUAAGUUUGAUGGAACAGACGACAAGGAAGACGCUUCCAGAUUAUCCCGAUUGCACAAGUGGUCUAUUGUCGGUAUAAUAUCCUUUGGUUCCUUAUGUGUGACAUGCAUAUCGUCCUCGUGGUCAUUGGCAUCACCUCAAAUCAUGAAGCAUUUUCAUAUCAGCCAUGAAGUAAGCACACUAGGUAUAUCGUUGUAUAUCUGGGGAUUAGGAACCGGUGGGAUCUUCUUGUCACCUAUAAGCGAGUUCCAUGGAAGAAGAUUGGUGUAUAUAUUUGGGAUCUUAAUCACCAUCUUGUUUGAAUUGGUGACCACAUUCAGUGAUAACAUUGGUGCCAUGUUGUUUGGAAGAUUCAUGAGUGGGUUUGCCGGGCUGAGUUUCAUGAGUGUUGCCUCAGGGUCUUUUGCUGAUUUGUUCAAGGCCAACAAGGCUCAUGAUGGGAAAAAAGAUGCCAAUAAGGAAUUGGCUCUUGCUAUGGUGUUGUAUUCUGUGUCUCCAUUUGUUGGCCCAGGUUUAGGACCGUUGAUUUCUGGGUUCAUAAACAGUUCCAUGAACUUCAUAUGGACAUUUAUUGUGUUGCUACUUUGGUCCGCAUUAUUGUUAAUAUUGGUCAUCUUCUUUGUUCCCGAAACCUAUGAACCAAUCAACUUAAAGAGAAAAGCCAAGCGAUUGAGAAAACAAACCGGCGAUGAUAGAUACUACGCACCUAUUGAUAAAACAGAAAUCACAUUAUACCAUAGUGUAGUGAUAUCGUCCAAAAGACCAAUCUUGUUAAUAUUCCGAGACAAUAUGACCAUGGUGUUGUGUUUCUACACGGGGUUCACUUUGGCUGUGGUGUACAUGUUUUUUGUGGCAUUUCCAUUUAUUUUCCAAACUGUGUACAAUUUCUCGUUAAGCGAACAAGGUAUGUCGUUCUUGGGGUUGGUGGUGGGUAUGAUUCUGACGUGUCUCAUCUCGCCGUACUUUAUUGAUAAAUUGUAUUUGAAACUACUCCAUCGAAACAACGGGGUGUCCAAACCCGAAUUUAGGUUCAUCCCACUUAUGAUUGGAGUUUUUAUUGUUCCUAUUGGGUUAUUCAUAAUUGCGUGGACCGCAUACCCCAGUGUCCAUUGGAUUGCACCCAUUAUCGGGUCAGCCGUGUACGGAUGUGGUACUAUCCUCGUGUUUAAUGGAAUAUUCGCAUACACAGUUGAGGCAUACAGGUUAUACGCUGCAUCGGCCAUGGCCACCAAUUCAUUCAUCAGAUCCAUCAUGUCGGGUGUGUUCCCGUUGUUUGGAUUGCAAAUGUAUAAAGCCAUGGGUAUUCAUUGGGCCACGACGUUGUUGGCCUUGUUUGCUGUGGUAUUGAUACCUAUCCCAUUUUUAUUUUUCAAAUAUGGGGAAUAUUUAAGAAGCAAAAGUCCAUAUGCUUGGAGUACAGAUUAA
Messenger RNA from Spathaspora passalidarum NRRL Y-27907, 1476 nucleotides. RefSeq lists its product as uncharacterized. The transcript is spliced from 2 exons. The record is from RefSeq and is a predicted model, not a curated record. Gene Ontology annotation, molecular function: transmembrane transporter activity. Gene Ontology annotation, biological process: transmembrane transport. Lineage: Eukaryota; Fungi; Ascomycota; Pichiomycetes; Serinales; Debaryomycetaceae. The coding region runs from base 1 to 1476 and encodes 491 amino acids.